GGCUCUGCAAAAGCCCGCUUACAUGAUUGCAACUGGGAGAAUUCCUUGCUGGGGAUUUUCUCUCAACAGAUUCCUGUUGCUUUUGUUCCGGAAUAUGGCAAACAUUGUUGGGGCAAAGAGGAAAGGCAAUCCAAAGCCCCAUGUCCUGGUAUGAACGUUUGCGUUGGCCUACAGGGCCUGUGUGUCUUGGAUCAGGCCAAUGCGAUGUUUGCUUCAGUUGGAUUAUGUUCUGCUGGCAAACCUGUGCAAGCUUUGGAGGACCGCAGAGUUCUUCAAGAGGCUCUUUGGUCCCAGACAUCUGGCAAGAAAUAUGCAGGAAACAGUGGUGGAAAACAAUUUCUGAUGAAAAACUCACCAGGCGAGCGGGGAUUUGUCAACUGUACGCUGACGACACUCAGCUGUACAUCUCCACCCCGAACCACCCCAAUGAAGCCGUUGAUGUGAUGACUCGGUGCCUUGAGGCCGUGCGGGUCUGGAUGGGGACGAACAGACUUCGGCUCAACCCAUCCAAGACAGAGUGGCUGUGGAUACCAGCGUCCCGGCACAGUCAGCUAAUUCCAUCGCUGACUGUGGGGGGCGAAUUGUUGGCCCCCAGGGAAUUGGUGCGCAAUUUAGGCGUUCUCCUGGAUGCACAGCUGUCUCUAGAAGACCACUUGACGGCCAUCGCCAGGGGAGCUUUUUAUCAGGUUCGCCUGAUUCGCCAAUUGCCCCCUUUCCUUGAUCGGGACUCGUUAUGCACAGUCACUCAUGCCCUCGUUACUUCCCGUCUGGAUUACUGCAAUGCUCUCUAUAUGGGGCUCCCCUUGAAGAGCACCAGAAGGCUCCAACUGGUACAGAAUGCGGCCGCGCGCGGGAUUGAGGGAGUGUCUCGCAGCUCCCAUGUAACACAUCUCCUGCGCAGGCUGCACUGGUUACCGGUGGUCUUCCAGGCAUGUUAAGUGCAGGCUUUACAGAAAUGGAUACCAGCACAAGAAGGUUCGUUUGAUCAACUGUCUUGGCUUCUUCCAGCUGUGUAUUUCUCUUUAUUUUAUGCCCGUCUGACACUAUAGCAAAAGAAGUUCUCAGUGUUUUUCCUAUUGGUUGUUGGGGUUGUUGUUUUUUUAUAUCUUGCAGGAUAAACUUACACAGCCCAGGCCAUAAUUCCUAGUGGAGUCACAAAUCAAGAUUGCUGCAUCAGUAAAAAGGCAGAGCACAUGUUGGAAACAAGAAGAGGUAACAGGCACCAGAUUCUUUCUGGCAAAGCUGGAAGAAAUGUACGCCAAAUACUUGUGAAGGCUCGCAAUCAGAAAGUAGAAGAAUCUGGGAUCCGCCUUAAUGGGAAAAGCAACCAAGGAGAAAUGAUGAAUAAACAAAGACUACAUUGGAUCUGCUUAUGUGAAAAUAUCUUCCCCAAAAGAUAUAUCCUGUUGUAAAGGUCUUCUCAAUUGAUACAGAUCCUGCAACUACUCACAAUAAGCUUCAUAUAAACUGGCACCUCAAUUAAAUUUUGCAAGACUUUCACAGUGAAAUCCUCUUUAUGUGAACCCUAAACUAAGUUGCAGUGAGUUAGUUAGGGUUAGGCUCCAUGUUAGGAAUAAAAAACCGGUGCCAAACAUCAGGAUGACCUCUAGAUCAGGGGUCUCCAACCUUGGUCCCUUUAAGACUUGUGGACUUCAACUCCCAGAGUUCCUCAGCCAGCUUUGCUGAGGGACUCUGGGAGACCCUGGGGAGUUGAAGUCCACAAGUCUUAAAGGGACCAAGGUUGGAGACCCCUGCUCUAGAUAGCAGCAUAGAGAUGCAGAAAAAGUAUUUUUUUUUAAUAGUGUUCCACUGUUAUUUGUUGGUCCUUUGGAUUUGGCCACUCAGAUCUUGCUGGCUUAGUUUACCCUCAGUAUGUUAUUUGGACUGAAUCCUGAAUCAUGUGCAAAUAUGGUUGUUUUCUAAUAUGGUUGUUUACUGCCCACUUUGUAUGUGAUGGGCGGCGAUAUAAAUUUACUAAAUAAAUAAUAUAGAAAAAAAAGUACAAUAUUCCCUGACAAUGUGCCUCAGUACAAACAGGUAGAAGAUCUUCUCCAGUUUAAUGAACUUGUGGAAAGCUAAUAGUAUUUCACAAAAAUGCCUUCUUCCUUUUGCAUUUGGCCUCCUUAUUCCACGCUUCUCUUUAUCAUACAACAAUUACCAGUUCCUAAGGUUUUUUGUUUUACCUUAGCUAACAAUGGAAACCAAAUGGUAUUUCACCUAGCAAACCAUAACAUUCACCUAUCCCCAAGAAUGAAUCUGGGGAAAAUUCACCCACCCGAAGGAAGAAUUUCUCAUAAGUCACAUUUUAUUUACACAAUGUUUAGAUUGCAACCCAACAAUUACUUGGUGCCAAUUCUAUCUUUGAAAAAUAGUUAUUUCAUACACCUCAAUCUUAUAUAACUUUACUGAAAAGUAAGAAGCUACUACCACAUGGAUAUUGUGCCAAUUUUAAAAGGACUUCCAGAACACUGUGAUUUUAAGGUAGUGGUGUUUGAGGGCUGAACUACUUUUUUCCUUUCCUUUCCUUUUGUUUUCUUUUCUUUUUUUUAAUACUGCAGCUUUGUCGAUUUUAUGGAUGACCUGUUUCCUCAUUUACAGAAAUUUCUUGAGUUACCCUUGCUGUAUAAAG
This is a messenger RNA of Ahaetulla prasina, 2629 nucleotides long. RefSeq lists its product as uncharacterized. The record is from RefSeq and is a predicted model, not a curated record. Bases 141 to 938 code for a protein of 265 amino acids. The transcript is spliced from 4 exons. NCBI's taxonomy places the organism in Eukaryota, Metazoa, Chordata, Lepidosauria, Squamata, Colubridae.